Messenger RNA from Erigeron canadensis, 1681 nucleotides. RefSeq names its product protein PIN-LIKES 7-like. Gene Ontology annotation, biological process: endoplasmic reticulum to cytosol auxin transport. Gene Ontology annotation, cellular component: membrane. Lineage: Eukaryota; Viridiplantae; Streptophyta; Magnoliopsida; Asterales; Asteraceae. The transcript has 10 exons. The coding region runs from base 109 to 1374 and encodes 421 amino acids. The record is from RefSeq and is a predicted model, not a curated record.
AUCAAACAAAAUUUCAGCAAUAUAUAGUUUUCGUCUGUGCACACACUAUGUGUUUUUAAAUCAAAAUCUAUUAGAAACAAAGAAAGAAAAAGAAAUUAAAAAAUUGAAAUGGGAUUUUGGGGACUGUUAGAAGUGGCAUCGAUGCCAAUACUGCAGGUGUUGAUUGUAAGUGCAGUUGGAGCUUUCAUGGCUACUGAUUACCUUAAUCUUCUUUCCAACGAAACCCGAAACUCACUUAAUAAGAUUGUGUUUGUGGUGUUUACACCCUCACUUAUUUUUACAAGCCUUGUCGAGACUGUCACUUUAGAAGACAUUAUCUCAUGGUGGUUUAUGCCGAUAAAUAUCGGAAUAACUUUUUUAUUUGGAGGAAUUCUGGGUUGGAUAGCAGUAAAAUUGAUUAAACCAAAACCCCACUUGGAAGGCCUUAUAAUAGCUAUGUGUUCAACAGGAAAUUAUGCAAACCUUCUGGUUAUAAUGGUCCCUGCUAUGUGCACCGAUGAUGGCAGUCUGUUUGGAGAUCAUAGUGUUUGUAAGGCUAAGGGACUGUCUUAUGCAUCCUUCUCCAUGGCGCUGGGUAGUUUCUACACAUGGACAUGUACAUACCAGAUGAUCCAAGGCUCGGCUAUGAAGUACAUUGCAUCGAAAAAUAAUGAGGAACUAUCAAAUGAUGCAAAUAAUGACUUGGAUGCAAAUCAAAAUAGUCAUCUUCUAAGUAGAGAAGAUCAUGAUAAUAUCGAUAGAAUCAUGCCUUCAUCAAACAUGACUAGUGAUGAUACUGAAAACCAACGUAUUGUUGGUCGAGGAUUAUCAGGGAAUGAAGACAAAAAAACUGUCUCUUUUUCUAAUCAAUUAGCAGACAUGAUAAAGAAAAUAGUGGAGCAACUACUAUCUCCGCCAACCCUUGGUUCUUUUGCAGGGCUUGUGUUUGGGGCAAUCCCGUGGGUAAAAGCCCUUUUGGUUGGUGAAAAGGCUCCUCUACGAGCGCUUCAAGACUCCUUGACAUUACUCGGGGAUGGAACUGUACCUUGUCUCACUCUUAUACUAGGUGGCAACCUCAUACAAGGUCUACAAAAGGCAAGUGUGGGACCCACAAUCAUCAUCACAGUUAUUAUUGUACGUUACUUGAUUCUUCCCAUCAUUGGCAUUGGCGUUAUCAACCUGGCAGCAACUUUGGGAUUGCUUCCAGUAGAUCCCCUCUUCAGAUUUGUAAUGUUGAUCAUGUUUGCUCUUCCCCCUGGUGUAAAUAUCAGUACAAUGGCACAAUUUUUCAGUGUUGGACAAGAGGAGUGUGCAAUGCUUAUGAUGUGGACAUACCUGGUUGCUGCAUUUGCACUUACAGCUUGGUCAACUAUAUACAUGUGGAUUUUGUCAUGACACUUUUAUCGCUUUUUGCCACCACAUAUGUUUUUUUCCAUUUUGAGUGCCAACUUAGCUUCUUUUAUCAUUAGCAAAAUUAAGUUCAAUUAAGAACAAGGUGUCAAAUUAGGUCAACAACUGGUCAUCUAUCAGAGUUACUCUUAAGUGCACGGUGUCGAGCAUGGUGUCUUAUGUGCGGGACUAUAGGACAAGAUUCGUUCAGAUCAUGUAUAAUAGUUAUGAAAUAUGCAAGGAGGAUCGACUCCCAGUUACUUCUAACCAAGACUCUGAAUCUGUUUGACUAUUAAGAUGCCCGUUUUGUUUA